AUGGCCAGUUCAAAGGAUAGUUCCAACGUCUCUCCCAGCAACAUUAUCGAGCCGACUAUGGAGACUCUAUCGGCUGAGGAUCAGCGAGAGUUCGAGGAGCACAAGGACUCGCGUACUCCUCUUCCUCACCAACUCCACCCCCCCCCCCCCCCCCCCCCCCCGCUGGCCCCGCCUUCGCGUCCUCCCGCUCUCAGUGUGGAGUUCUACUGCUACUCAGGCUCCUUGUUCUCCUACUCUGGCGCGUCGACGAGGUCGUGCGUUUCCAACUCGGCACAGCGCGGUCGCCCCGUAGACCCCCUACGCGUACUCUCUGUCGUCGCCUCCCUCCGUCGCAUCGACCCUAUGGUGCUAGUUGAGGUCACAAGAGUGCUAUUCCAUACCAACACAGAGAAGAAGCGAAAGGGCGUGUGGAUUGAGAUUAACAGCGAUGGUGACGACGACCAGAGCGAGAGGAGCAAUGACGUGGCCAGCGAGGGGAGCACCAUCACGGCCGUCGCGUCCGCGGGCUCCAUGGCCACGUCGGGGAGAUACCGCUGGGCUCCGUGGGUGGGUUGUGCUACUGGUGGUAAGGGCCCAAGGAGGGCGAAGGUGAUCAGGCGGUGGUUUUCGCAGACGCAAGCUGGGCCAGCGACGGAGAACGAUAUCCGCGUCAUCGUCGACGACAACUCCGGCACGAGCAAAGCGAUAUGAUGGUUGUGUCCGCCACCGGGCAGGUAACUAGGUAGGACCGUAGGAGAUUGAUUCAUCACCAUCCGAUCUCAUGGCUACGGCUAAGAUUAAAACUUAGGAUGUUGUUUUGGGUUUUUUAUCGGGGUCGUGGGCUUUGAAUCCAAGGGCUCAGAUGCGACCAGAUUGGGGCCAUUGGAUCUUCAAGUAACGAUUAUGAUCGGAUUGGGGUUAAU
Molecule: messenger RNA, 902 nt
Organism: Zea mays
Lineage: Eukaryota; Viridiplantae; Streptophyta; Magnoliopsida; Poales; Poaceae
Exons: 2
Coding region: 1-690 (229 amino acids)
Source: RefSeq, a predicted model, not a curated record